Mercenaria mercenaria is the source of this 5973-nucleotide messenger RNA. RefSeq names its product Golgi reassembly-stacking protein 2-like. The transcript is spliced from 12 exons. Bases 94 to 1437 code for a protein of 447 amino acids. Gene Ontology annotation, cellular component: Golgi apparatus. Gene Ontology annotation, molecular function: protein binding. The record is from RefSeq and is a predicted model, not a curated record. NCBI's taxonomy places the organism in Eukaryota, Metazoa, Mollusca, Bivalvia, Venerida, Veneridae. Gene Ontology annotation, biological process: Golgi organization.
CACCGUGUAUCUGCAUCCCGUCAUGCACUAGCUUGCCACGAAUUCACAUUUUUCGCCGGCAGUUGUAAAUUUCAAAGGUUUUGUACAAAAAUCAUGGGAGGUUCUCAUAGCGCUGAAGUUCCAGGCGGAGGAACGGAAGGCUACCACGUUCUGCGAGUGCAAGAUAACUCACCAGGUCAUGCUGCUGGACUUGAAGCUUUCUUUGAUUUUAUUGUUGCUAUUGGUAACACCAGACUGAAUCAGGACAAUGAUACGCUGAAAGAAUUGUUGAAAACAAACUUGGAGAAACCAGUCCAGAUGACUGUGUACAGUUCAAAAACACAGUCUGUGAGAGAGGUGUUUAUUACACCUAGUCAUAACUGGGGUGGACAGGGAUUACUUGGAGUCAGCAUCAGAUUCUGUUCAUUUGAAGGAGCAAAUGAAAAUGUGUGGCAUGUCUUGGAAGUGCAGCCAAAUUCUCCAGCAGAUUUAGCUGGUCUAAGAUCAAACACAGAUUACAUUAUAGGAGCCGACUCUGUUUUACAUGAGUCAGAAGAUCUGUUCACAUUAAUUGAGUCACAUGAAGGAAAACCUCUGAAGUUAUACGUGUAUAACAGUGAAUCAGAUUCCUGUAGAGAAGUUACAAUUACACCAAAUUCAUCAUGGGGCGGUGAAGGCAGCUUGGGAUGUGGAAUCGGAUAUGGAUAUCUUCACAGAAUACCAAAAUGUCAGUUUCCUUCCUCACACUCGGUUCAGCUUCCUCCACAUGUCCAUGCACAAACUUCAGCUGCUAAAAUGCCACUUACAAAUGUAUCUAUGGCUAAUUCUGCAGCUGGGGCUACACAAGGAAUUGCUAAUCUCUCUUUAAAUACAGGAACACCAACUAUUCCAGUGAUUCCACAGUCGACAGGAGGUCAGGGGUUACCUGGUAUGGGUGGUUUACCGUCACAACCGGCACCUUUACCAAAUUUCUCACAAUCUCCUUUAGGUGGCGCAGGAGCGCCUCCACAGUCAACAUUACCAAAUUUAGGAACAAUUCCUGGGCCGUUGCCACCCUUACAAGCUCCAAUAUCAAUACCUGGGAUGCCACCAAUCUCAUUGCCUCCUUUUAAUCCAGGUACGACAGCUCCGUUACCUGCUGGCUUUACUUUACCAAUGAAUUUAGCUGGACCAACAUCUUUACCAACUUUCCCCACAGGUGAACCGGCUCUUUCAGGUCCAAUGACAACUACUCAAGUGCCUGGUCAGUCUGUGGGUGCAGCUGCUCCUACGACAGUGACCCAAGGAACACCACUCCAAAACACUGCAAUGCAAGGGACAUCAUUCCCAGUAAAUUCCAUUCAAGGGACAUCACCAUUAACAAAUGAUAGCCAAGGGGCGCAACUGCAGAAUGCCUCACAGGCAGGGGAGAACACUGAAGCAAAGCCUGUUCAAAGUGAAGAUGCUGCAGCGUCUUAACAGUUUUGAAAACAAAAAACGCUUUAGGAUGUAAUAUAAUUAUAAAAUGAAAUAAAUUAUUAAUAUUUGACAGAAAACUGUUACACAGUGACAUAGUUUUCGUCGUGGGAUUCUUUCAUUUGAGAUUGACAAAAAACAAGAUGUAAAAAAGAAAAAAGGGUAUAUAAACACGAGAGAUUUGACAAGUGAAUUAAUGGUAUGGACAGACUCCAAAUGUUGCUAUAUAUACAAAGAUCGCAAUGCAGAGUGUUAUGGAGCAGAAUUGACAUACAUAAGCAUCGUACUGUUACUCUAGAUUAUUGUGAUAAUUUUUUUAUGAAUAUUUGAUGCAUUUAAAGCUAUGAUCAGUAGUGUCAGUGUUGUUCUAAUUGUGUAUUAUUUUUGGGGGAAUUUGUGUAACAUUCUACAAGCAAUGGAAAUAGAUCAUGUUGGAUAUGCAUUAGGUUUUUUGUUUCACUUCAAGACCAGAAUGAUUUCACAUGUGACUGCCUAAUUUUCAGUUUUUAAAGUUUAAAGUGUCUAAAUGUUUUACACCAACUGUACAUAGGUGGUUUGCAGAAGGUUGAUGGUUAAGCCCAGGUCCUCUCUUGUACCUGAAGUAAUGUCUGGAGGGAGACCUAGGGUUUGUCUCCACCAUUAAAACUGUAAAGUUGCAUCUAUGUUUUGUAGGUGCGAUAAUCUGUAAAAGCAGAAAUGUUCGCGAGGGUUUAAUUUUCGCUAUAAUCAAGAAACCCUACAUCUCGCAAAAGUUAAUCUUUGCGUAAAUAUUCACCUUCAGUAUAAUUCAAGUAGUGACCAGUUUUACCAUCUCGCGGACAUACUCAAAAUUUCAAAUUCGCAAAAUUUUGACCCAGCGAAAAUAUGUGCUUUUACAGUAACAUUCAGCAAGCAAAGAGAUUAGUUGUCAAAACCAUGUCAGCAGUGCGAACUCAAUAUGACAUUUAACUUAAUAAAGGAGAUUUCAAUACAAACAGUGAAGAUGUUGGGAGUCCUGAUCAAUUAUAUUGUUAUUUCAUGUAUGACGAAGGGGUUACAAUUGUUGCCUCCAAAUUACUUGCCCUUCAUCUUUAGUUUACACUACUACUUGUGUAAUAAUGUAAGUAAACCAUCAUGGCUUGAGGAAGUUGGUGGUUUGUCUCAGAUGCAGAAGUGCCAGAAAAAAAUGCCCUAAGAGGCACCUUAAGUGUUCUAUCAAUGCUGCAGCUGUAAAGUUGCUAUAUAACUUCAGUUGUGUUGGUGUAACCUUAAACACUCUUGUGCGGGAACGUUAUCAGAUACUUGCUGGUUACACUAUAAAGUAACAGGGAAUAACCCAUGGAACACUGGUAGAUUCAUAUAUACAUUUAUAGAAAAUGAAAAAUAUUUAUAGCGACUCUUAUAACAUAUUUCAGGUGAAAUGGAUUCACUCUCAAAAAUGUGACUGACCUGUGGUACAAACUUACUGGCAUACAUGUAUGAAUUCUGCAAAAUAUCCCGAUGAACAAUUAGUUACAAAAAUAUUGUUCAGAUUGGAAUAAAUUGUUGUAGCACUUUUAAAAUAAUUGAGAACAUCAACAUUCUUGCUUUUUUACCAAUAUCAAACACUUAUUUUCACUUCUUUAUCAUUUUUCAGUGUCAUUUAUACAUUCUUUGCCAAACUGUUUUGUUCUUAUUGUAGAAUCUCUAUUCAGAAGUUUGUGAAGCAAAGUAGUCUAUAAAACAGAAAAAGCAAAUAUAUUGUAAUUUUCAUGAAUUAUCAGUUUUUUCUCUUGACAAGCAAAAUUCUAUCUUCUUUUAAAAAAGCAAUGACAAGUAUUUCUGAUAUAUAUAUUAACCUGUAACCUGUUAAAUUUCAAUAAUGAACUUGUCCAUCUUCCAGUUUGGACAGUACCAUUAAUGUUAAAAGGGAUGCUUACCAAAAAGAUAAUGACUGCAUAGCAAACAGUGCAGAUCAUGAUCAGACAUGCACGGAUGUGCUGACUGAUCUUGAUCCACUCUGGUUGCAAAGGCAAAAUCGGUUAUGUCCAGCAUGGUAUGAGUUAAGUACAAGAGAAAGAUGUCAAAUAAAUCUGCAGGGAGAGGUGGUCUUAAGCUGACAAAAUCUUGGCAGCUCAACACUGGUGGUCCAUUUAAUUUGAAAUCCUACUUGGUUCACAAUUACACCAGUUAUGCAACAGAAACUGUGAUUUUCAGAAGUGAUUGAAAUUUGAUGAAAACUAUUAUUGAUAAAUCUGCUGUUCUUUCUUGAAUGAGCUGCAGUAACUUUGUUGAUACAUGUACUUGAAAUAAAGUAGACUUAAAAGUUUUUCUUUGCAUGGAAGGCUUGUUAUUGUGUGUGACACUUGUAAAAAGAAAAUAUAUUGUUGGUUUUAUUAAGACACAACAUCACUGGGUAUCUUUUUGUUACAUAUAUCAUGUUUUGGUUGUAUUUCUUAGUGUUCAGUUACAUUAAGUAUAUUUCUUAUACUGUUAACUACGAGUGCUCUUGAGGGCAAUAUUUUUACGAUUAUUUAUCCAUUUUGACCUGUUGGAGACUAUUAAUAUAUGCAUUUCGACAGUGGUAGUAAUAAGGCAUUGGAAUGAAUUGUUUGGACGAUACAAGUUUGCCAAUAUGCUGACCUCAAGAAUUUCGCAACCUUUAAAGCCGGAAAGAAUUUCUGGUUUUAUUGUUAUUGCUUUAGUAAAAUAUACUGUCCUCUUACCAUGUGUACCAUAAUGUUUAAAUAACUUUUUUAUGACUGGUUCAUAUUUUCCGAGAGUUUGUGCAAUAUAGUAAGUUUAAAACAACUCGAGCUUGAAUGUCUCAUUAAAUCUUGUUGAAUUUCACAAUGUUUUGAAGAAUUCAAAUCUUUCUUUUGACAAGAAACUGUAAAUAUUCUCUCACUCUCUGUUUUUCUUGCAAGUUUUUCUUUAAAAAAGUUCACUGUUAGUAUGAUACAUGUUUGUUAACAGUUUGUCAUACAGUUUUAUACAUAUCUUGACAUUUUUACCUGUCAUAUGGAGUACUCUCGUAUUGCUUUAUCUUAAUUCUGUGGUGUAAAAACUCCUGUUUUGUAAUCAAGAUUUCAUCAUUCCAUUGGCAGCAACUGUAUAUCUGUUCAUCUUUAACAUUUGCAUAUUCGAAUAAGACAUAAUAAUUUCCUUGUUAACAGUGAAUAGUAUAGAAUAUCUGUAAAUUAUAGUGGCUUAUGAAUACACCCUGAUGUUUGUGAAGCUUAAAUUGAUAGAAAAGCUUUAAAUUAACAGUGGAACAACAGUUACAGUGUUUCAUUACCUUAUGCAUCAUUACCUUAUGCAAGUGUAAGCUGUUUAGAAGUUGUAUAUUAACAUCAAAAUUUAUUUGUGAAACCAAAAUUUGUAAGCCUGUUUGGCGCCAUAUAACUUAUACUGUGUUGGUGUGCCCUAAAACCCAAAUUGGGGCAUCUGCGGCUAAGUGGUUAAGGUCACUGAUUUCAAAUCACUUGCCCCUAAUCAAUGUGAGCUUGAGCCUCACUCGGGAGUUGAAUUCUUCAUGUGUGGAAGCUAUCCAGCUGGUUUACAGAAUGUCGGUGGUUCUACCCAGGUGCCUGUUUGUGAUGAAAUAAUGCACAGAGGGGCACCUGUGGUCUUCCUCCACCAUCAAAGCUGGAAAGCUGCCAUAUGACUUAAAAUCGUGUCAGUGCGACGUUAAAACCAACAAAAUAAAACCCAAAUCAAUUCCGUCAAUUAGUUUACAUACAUUAAACAUUUUCUCACCUUGUGUCAGCAGAAUUGGUUCGAAUAAAGUCUGUUCUUUAAGACAGCAAAGAAGUAAGCUUUUUUAAGGUAUUAUGAAAAUUCGAUGAUAUGUAAAAUUCUAGAAAUGAUUACUUGUGGAAGUUGGUUUUUUUGAAUCUCCUGUUAUGAUUAACCCUUCCUGUACAAGAAAGUUGAUCAAUUGAUGUACAGCACUACACAUAAUUUUAGCCUCUUCACUUCAGUUACAAUGUAAAUUGAAACAUUUGACAUGUUCUUAGAGAAAAAAAAUCAACAUUUUAACAGUAAACAUUCAUUUCACCUAAAUACAAUUACUGUGUUCAUAUAUUAUAUAGUCUUCUCAUAUACUGGUUUAAACAUCGCGACAGUCUUGUAUAGUCAGUUCUAAUUAAAUACUGCAAUUUUUUAAGAGAUAGCACAUGUAUUGCUAUUGUAUAUUACUGUUAACAACUUUUGAUACUAGUGGGAUGUGUAAUAUUUCCAUAAGCAAAGAGAAGAGCUUUGUUAAAGAAAACAGAUUGUUCCUAUAAAUGUUCAGUUAGUGACCAAUUGAUGAAAUUGAAAUUGACCUAUUGAACUAUGUUCAGUUUCUAGAUAAAACAAAAUUGUAUUUUCGUUCCAGUUUUAAAAAAGAAACAACAAAAAACACUAUUUUAUGACAUUUUGUUAGAAUUUGCAGUGUUGUCUUGUGUGGAAGUAACAAAAAAUUUCACUCUGAAAAUUUACAGUUUGCUUUAUUGAACAUGUUAUUUCUAAUAACCAUCUGUGCAGCUUUCAGUUGUGAGUAUUUGUUAUCUUCAAAUGAAUAAAAUAUUUGAAAUG